AUGACCAUUUCACCGACAGGACCCGGGCUUGACCUCUUUCUAGUGUCGGUCAUAUUGGGAGCAUUAUCAUGUAUUGCUGUGGUCUUGCGACUUGUCAUUCGCAAGAGGAUCAAAGGCAUCGGGCUGGAUGACUGGCUCAUGCUGCUGGGACUGAUAUUCCUCAUCCUCACAUGCAUCUCGACGAUAGUGGGUUCUUUCAAUGGCGUUGGGACCAAGAAUGAGCACCUCGACAGUUACUAUUUGAUGCAGGGCAAAAAGUGGUUCCUCUUUGCCCAGCUGUUUUAUGUGCUCAGUACUGUGCCCAUCAAGGCUGCCAUAUGCGUUUCGCUCCUCCGAAUUACAACCCGAAAUCUCUAUCGAUGGAUAUUGUACGGUGUGAUAGGUUUAGCAAGCAUCGCUUGCGUAGUCACCGACAUUACGCUCUUGACGUGGUGCCAACCAGUCUCUGCGACAUGGGACUCGUCCACGGGAAAGUGUGCAGAUGCGAGUAUCGUGACGAAUAUCUCGUACUUUAUUUCAGCCUGCUCAGUUGUGACGGACUGGACCUGUGCCAUCUUGCCAGCCUUUAUCCUAUGGGAGGUUCAAUUAAAGCCCAAAGUCAAAGUGUCUGUGGCAAUCGUUCUCGGAGUUGGUGUCAUAGCAAGUUCUGCCACGCUCGUCCGUCUGCGAUAUCUUUUGCAUUAUAGCGACCCCGAUAAUUACCUGUAUAGCGUGGCUGACAUUGCCAUUUGGUCCGUCGUGGAAUCUGGCAUUGGAAUUAUUGCUGGAUCUGCCCCGGCGCUUCGCCCGCUUCUGAAAUACAUUCCAUUCCUUGGCGAUACGAGCAGCAAUCGCACGCCCGGGACUGGCGGGCCAAGUGGCGCUGCCGGCGCCUCCUAUAAACUCAAUACAUUCAAGAACUCGAAUGCGCCCAAGACGCUGGUACAGGUCGGUGAUAAUGGAUGGGAUCGCCUGUCGGAUACCGAAAGCCAGAGAUACAUAUUAAAGGACAAUGGGAUCAAGGUCACCAGAGACGUUACUUUCAAUGUAACCCACGAUGCAGACUCUGAUGCACGGUAA
Pestalotiopsis fici W106-1 is the source of this 1059-nucleotide messenger RNA. RefSeq lists its product as uncharacterized. The transcript is spliced from 5 exons. The coding region runs from base 1 to 1059 and encodes 352 amino acids. Lineage: Eukaryota; Fungi; Ascomycota; Sordariomycetes; Amphisphaeriales; Sporocadaceae. The record is from RefSeq and is a predicted model, not a curated record.